Molecule: messenger RNA, 1781 nt
Organism: Aspergillus sclerotioniger CBS 115572
Lineage: Eukaryota; Fungi; Ascomycota; Eurotiomycetes; Eurotiales; Aspergillaceae
Exons: 1
Coding region: 45-1625 (526 amino acids)
Source: RefSeq, a predicted model, not a curated record
GGCCACCCGAACAUGAGUAUCGACUCGCUCUCACAAAUCUCCACAUGUAUCUUCCUGCAUUGUCGCAAAGUCUUCUCGUGUUGGCUCUGGCCCUUCUCAUCCCCCUCUGGCCGACCAGCACCCUGCCGCUCCUCAACAUUCUGAAAUCCUUCACCUCGAAGCCCACCAUGGCCGGUAUUUCCGAGACCCAGAAAGCUCAACUACAGGAGGUUGCAGACCUCAUGCUGGAGAUCUAUCAGACUCUCGCACGGAUGCGUUAUCUUGACCCUCGGGGAAUUCAGAUCGGACCCCACAAUAUCACCGAGCUACGUCCGCUGUAUGAACAGCACGGACUGGACCCCUCCAUCAUCUACCUCUAUAGCAUACUUCCGUAUGUCGACACCGCUGCAGCAGGAAACGAGGAUUUCUAUAAUGGUGGCGAAUUCACCGACUUCCGGACCGAGGAUGAUGUGGAACAAGGUCGUGAUCCGUUCUACGCUGGUCCUACGGAUGAGGAUUUCGACGACGAAGAUGGGCCGUACAUCCGUCCUUGGGUCACGCCGCUGUCGAGGCUGGGUAAUCACCAAAGCGUGAUUGUCUAUGAUGCACGGAAGCACCGGAUCUGGAUCAUCGACCAAGAGGGCUGGUGCAGCACUGAUCCUGCCUUGGAGGAUGUGGAAGAGGAGACGCCCAAGAGUAAGAAUCGAAGUAAUUUCGACCAUAUUCCUAGCCGGCCUGCUGGUGAUGUGUUGCGGGAUAUUAUCAGGUGGUACCGCGAACUAAAGGAACUUCCAGGAGGCGGAGAGCACAGCGGCGGUGAGUGGGAUCAUGAGGACUUGGACCUGAAGGGGCUGUACCGGAAGCAUGGAUGGCCAGACAAUUUUGAUGGCGAUGCAUUCCAAGUGGAUAAGGCGAGAGCGUACUGUGCGGACAGGGUCAAGUACGGCGCCGAAGAGCCCUUGCGAGCGGUGGAAAGGUUCAAGAACUGGAAGGAAUGGAGUGGCAACACGAUCCAGGACCGACGAAAGGCAAUUGCUGCGGCUAAGAGUCCGGACGAAGAGUGGGUGACGCGGCUGGAACUAUGGGACGCAGAGCGGUCAUAUCGCAGACAUACCGAAGAACUCAAAAAGGCGGAGCAAGAAGCCAGCAGAUUAUGCCCGGACGGAGUAUGUUUGAAAUUGGAGGACAUACCUCUGUUGGAACUGGAUUCGGUACGGCAGGAGUAUGAAUACAAGCAACGUGAAGCGGAAGAUGAGCGAAAAUGGAUGGAAGAAACGCCCGAAUCCAAUCCCGAGGACGCGGAGAGAUUCCAGAACUCCUUCUACCUCGCAGAAAAGGAGGCUGCAAUUUACCGAAAGGCAUGGGAAGCUGCCAAAGCUGACGCAGAACGUCUCUGCCCUGGAAGGACGUUGAAUGUGACCGGGCCGGAGACUUCGGAGCAGGAGCGUACAAUGGCCGAAGUCCAAAGAAUGGAAGACCAUGCCAUGUCUGUGCAACUAGAGCUCGCUGCAUUGCGCGAAUGGGCAAGUCAAAUCCCAGACGAUGCCACCACAGCAAAGGACAAGGCCAACAGUAAGAUACAGACUUACCAACAAUGGUGGGACGAUGGCCAGGCCAGGAUAGCUACGUUGAAGGCUACGCUAUAAAAUUCAGCUAGUAGCCAGGUCAUCUGCCGAUGAAUGGGGUUCUCAACUACGGCGGAAUGCUUUUCGUUUAAAGAUACAGGACUCGAUUUAUAUACGACUUGCUAAUUCACCAAAAACAUUGUUUCACACCUAUUAAUACACAAACAACAUGUUUUC